CCAGUGGAGUCUCAAAAGCAAUGGGGUGUGUGUUAGAGAUGGAGAGAGAAACAAAAUGAAUGAUCUUCUCCAUGUGCUUUUCUUCCUUCUCUUCCCCAACAAAAUUUCCUGAAUUCAUUCCCUCUCCCUCCUCUCUCAUGCACAAAACUAUUAUUAUUCAUCAUAUUCACUUUCUAGGGUUUUGAAAUUGCACCACAGCUAAAGCUGAUCACAAUUCAGAUUUUUCACAUGUACCCAUAUACACAAUACAUCAUACAAGGAACAGAAUCUCAUUCACUUUUCUUUUUUUCAGAGAAUAUAAAAGACUCCUCUUUUGUUUUUCUGAUCCAAAUGGGUUCUCUUUUGACUUAAUUACCAUCCUCCCAAGAUUUCUAGAGAGAGGAAUUUUGUUUUUUUCCGCCGAACUUGGGGUGUUUUUUAUUAUGUAGAGAGAGAAAUUUUGUGGAGCGAGAUGUUGGCAAUGGAGAAGGAUUUUGAUUCGAAGCUCAGGAUUCAAGGCAGUGGCAAUUCUUCUUCUAGUGGUGGUGGAAAUGUUCAGAGAUCUAAGAGCUUUGCCUUCAAGGCUCCUCAGGAGAAUUUCACCAUCCAGGAUUUUGAAUUGGGCAAGAUCUAUGGCGUUGGGUCUUAUUCGAAGGUUGUGAGGGCAAAGAAGAAGGAUACAGGAGUUGUGUAUGCAUUGAAAAUUAUGGACAAAAAAUUCAUUACCAAAGAAAACAAAACAGCUUAUGUGAAAUUGGAACGCAUAGUGCUUGAUCAAUUGGACCAUCCUGGGGUUGUGAAGUUAUUUUUUACAUUUCAAGAUACUUUUUCACUAUACAUGGCACUCGAAUCUUGUGAAGGUGGAGAACUUUUUGACCAAAUAACCAGAAAAGGUCGUCUGUCAGAGGAUGAAGCUCGCUUCUAUGCUGCAGAAGUUGUAGAUGCACUAGAAUAUAUACAUAGCAUGGGAUUGAUACAUCGUGAUAUUAAGCCAGAAAACUUGUUACUUAGUGCGGAAGGCCAUAUUAAAAUUGCUGAUUUUGGGAGUGUGAAGCCCAUGCAAGAUAGCCGAAUUACUGUGCUGCCUAAUGCUGCUUCUGAUGACAAGGCAUGCACAUUUGUGGGGACUGCGGCUUAUGUUCCUCCAGAAGUUCUUAACUCUUCUCCUGCAACUUUCGGAAAUGAUCUCUGGGCUCUUGGAUGCACCUUGUACCAAAUGCUUUCUGGAACAUCUCCUUUUAAAGAUGCCAGUGAGUGGCUUAUUUUUCAGAGGAUUAUAGCCAGAGAUAUAAGGUUUCCAGGUUACUUUUCAGAGGAAGCCAGAGAUAUUAUUGACCGGUUACUGGACACAGAUCCUGGUAGAAGACCAGGUGCUGGACCUGAUGGUUAUGCUGUGCUUAAGAUGCAUCCUUUCUUUAAGGGAGUCAACUGGAAGAAUGUAAGAGAGCAGACUCCCCCCCGACUUGCUCUGGAGUCUACGGCUACACCAGGUGAAGGUGAUGGUGCUCCUGAUUCUUCAUGGAACCCGUCACAUAUUGGGGAUGGUUCUGCAGGACAAAAUGAUGGAAAUUGUGGUGCCUCAUCGUCUGAAGCAUCUGGUCAUAUAACUAGACUUGCUUCAAUCGACUCUUUUGAUUCAAAAUGGCAACAAUUUUUGGAUCCUGGGGAAUCUGUUCUCAUGAUCUCCAUGGUAAGGAAAUUGCAAAAGUUGACAAGCAAAAAGGUGCAACUUAUCCUUACCAACAAGCCUAAGUUGAUUUAUGUUGACCCUUCCAAACUAGUGGUUAAGGGAAACAUUAUAUGGUCCGACAAUUCUAAUGACCUCAGUAUUCAAGUUACCAGCCCUUCAAAUUUCAAGAUCAUAACGCCCAAGAAGGUGUUGUCAUUUGAGGAUGCAAAACAGAGAGCAUGGCAGUGGAAAAAGGCCAUUGAGAGUCUGCAAAACCGGUGAAGUCCAAUAUAUUCAGUAGAGAGGCAUGGGUUCUUAAACAAUUGAAGUUGCCACCGAUUAUUUAUUUUGUGAACGAGAUUCAAGUUGCAGUUUUUGUUCGAGUUUCGGAGCUGCUCCCCAUGAGCAUUUAUCUCUUGCAAUUGGAGCUGAGCUUGCGGCGAGCUUCUCCAGUCUCCUGUUUGCUACCUUUAUACAAAAUUAACGUACAAUUGUGAAGUUCUUACUGUAGGGUUGUCCUGAGGAAAGCUAGGGUUCAUUUCUCAAGUGUAUAUCAUACAUCAGCAAGCAUAAUGAAAAGUCACUCCCAUGAAAGUUCUUCUGGUGCAAGUUGUGAACUUUUUAGAAACCCUGUGCAAGCAACUAUCUAACUUAAUUUCUAUAACAAAUCCUUGUGAACUCUACUAAUUACCUUUUGGUAAAGAUGGUUUUGGAUACUUUAUUGUUUUAGCUUUAUAAUUAAGAUUAUGCUGGUUUAUGGUU
Molecule: messenger RNA, 2410 nt
Organism: Tripterygium wilfordii
Lineage: Eukaryota; Viridiplantae; Streptophyta; Magnoliopsida; Celastrales; Celastraceae
Product: 3-phosphoinositide-dependent protein kinase 2-like
Exons: 11
Coding region: 452-1930 (492 amino acids)
Biological process (GO): peptidyl-serine phosphorylation; intracellular signal transduction
Molecular function (GO): ATP binding; protein serine/threonine kinase activity
Source: RefSeq, a predicted model, not a curated record